AUGGCUCUCCGGGCCGGUGGGCAGGGAGUGCGAUGGGGGGAUGAUCGUAGUCUAGCGGCUGUCUUGUCGUACUUCCAUUCUCGGGGCUCGGAGGGAGUGUGGUCCCCGCUAACCCCUCGAUGGGGUAAGACGGGGCCAGCUACGCUUCAGUCUUGGGGGGGGGCCUGUCCCCCGCCAUUCAUUCGUCCGCCGGUUUGGUCUCCUCUACACAUCCGGGAUCUCGUUGGUGUGGGUGUGGGGUUUAUCGGGCCCGACAGCACGGGGUGUCCCCGGAUAUUCUACUGCCUGUCGGUGCCGUGCGGGUGCGCCGGGGUCGCCUCAGAUGCUGCUGCGACUCCUUCUGUACAUAAAAACUCUACGAGUGUAUUUCAUGUCAUCUUACACUCAGCAUACGUCGUAGCUCCACUACAGAUGCACAGCCACUCAGCGCAGGCACAGUACAUCAUUUGA
Messenger RNA from Knipowitschia caucasica, 450 nucleotides. NCBI's taxonomy places the organism in Eukaryota, Metazoa, Chordata, Actinopteri, Gobiiformes, Gobiidae. The record is from the annotation of a GenBank genome assembly.